AUGCCCCCCGCAAGACCUGCCCCCACCCCGCCGCAGUCCAUCCGCGGCGGCCCAGUGGGGGGCCAGAGGUCGCCACUAUCACCGCCGGCGAUGCCCGCGGUGUCGUCAGCGCCUGCCGCACUUACGACCAGCACGGUGACGAUAGUUUCAUGCGGGUCCCCCGUGAUGUCCACGGGGUUCCCCGCGGGGAGGCGGGGCACACUGCCUCGUUCCCCCCACCUCCCCUCCAUCACGGAGGUGUCGCCGUGUCUGGUCGGACGGCGGAUGCGUCGAGAGGAGGAGAGGCCCUUAACACCACCCAGGGAAGAGGAGCGGCGGCAUCCGGAGGAGGUGGCGCAGGGGAGUACGGAGGGCGAGGGGGACAGUGGAGAGGAGGAUGAGCCGUGGAGAGUGCGCCUGGGGAGAAGGGCGAGGCGGCGGCUGAGCGGUGGCUCCCCCGGCGGCGGGAGUCCGGUGGCCGCGGGGCGGGGCCCGGUGCCCGGCCUUCCCCCGUUGCAAGCGCCGGCGAGCUUAAAAUCAUUGAUGAGACCGUGCACGGUCCAGGUUCAGCGGACUUUGGUCCGCGCUGUUUCAGGGGAUGAGGCGGGGGUCCCACCUCAGGGGACCAGCGUGGAGGGAGCAUCGGGAGUGCGUGCUGGACGACCUGGAGGACCAGGAGGCGUCGGUCAUCCGAGUGCUCCGGUGGGUGUCCCUGGGGUGAUGGGUCGUCGGCGGAGAGGACACGCAACCGGCUGCGUCGGAGCUAGCAGAGAGACACCGGUGGGUCCGAGGAGCAGCGGAGGCGGGAGGCACCCCCGAGGCCUGCGGCGUGUCGCCGGCCCGUCUACCCAGCCAUACGGUGGCCGGUCUGCCCCUGCGGCAGUCGCAGGACUCCGCAGACGGCGGCGAGUGGCCGCGCGCGAUGUGCUGGUUGGGCGUGCCGAGGCCGUCACCUCGAUUGCGGACCUGGAGGAGUUUGCGGCCUCGGUCGCGGCUUUCUUCGGGGAGGAGGCAUCGGGGAGGGUUGAUGGGGGUGCAUCCGGCGUCCGCGACCGUCCAGUUCGGUCGCGUGAGGCGGGAGAGCGGCGCGGCGAGGGAGGGGUGUCGGUGGGAGACGGUGGCGGUGUAAGGGGGGAAAGAGGGUCGGCACCGGCUGGCCCUCCGCAGUCGGGAGAAGGACGCGGCGGCUGGGUGCGCGAGGCUACGCGCUUGCAGGCACUGUACAGGACGAACCGACGCAAGGCGGUCAGGGAAGUAUUGCAGGGGCCCGUAGAAUUCUGCCAAGUGCCGAAGGAUCGGGUUCAUGCGUACUUCGAGCGGCUGUAUCGCGGAGGGGAGGACCUGGACGGUUCCGGCGCGGCUGAGCCCACUGACCCCUCGGUCGAUGGGGGGAGUACGCGUACCUCAUGGAUCCCUUCACGGAGCGAGAAGUGGACCGUCGGCUCCGGCGUAUGA
This is a messenger RNA of Camponotus floridanus (Florida carpenter ant), 1434 nucleotides long. Its product is annotated as collagen alpha-2(I) chain-like. The record is from RefSeq and is a predicted model, not a curated record. The coding region runs from base 1 to 1434 and encodes 477 amino acids. The transcript has a single exon. NCBI's taxonomy places the organism in Eukaryota, Metazoa, Arthropoda, Insecta, Hymenoptera, Formicidae.